AAGGAUUCCAUAAUUCUAAAUGGUGCAAGAGAAAACACCACUCUUCAGGACCUAGCAAGCUUCUGAGAUAAACACUAUAGGAAGAAUAGGCGUGAGAAAUCAGAUCAGUAACAAGUAAUGAUAUUUUAAAGUUCUAAAUUCAAGUAAAACACAGAUUUUUAAGUAAAGGAUAGAUUUCCACUAUCCAUUUGUCUAGAUUAGUGGAGAAUAGAAAGUCUCCACUGAGACUUAUUUUUGUUACAAGGUUGUAAAGACACUUCUUAAGCCUUGGGCAAAUUUUUUCUCAUUCUUUCUAUGUUACCAUGCAAGUAGUUCUAGUGAGAUUACCAGAAAAUGUGCUGUUACCAUACUCCUGAAUCUUGAUUUAAAGGUUCUCCCCACUUCUAUCAGCUCCCCUCACUUUAAUCGUGAUGGUUACGGGGGCUAUAACGAAAGCCCUCAUCCCAAGGUCCUACUAUAGCCUAUGAGGAAACACUGACCCUGUCACGACAGCCCGCGCCGAGCGGGGCCCGAGCCCCGCACCGAUCGGGAGUCCAUUGAGGUCUCCCUGCUGCGCCCUCCAGAGGCCGCCGCCCCCGCGCAUGCGCUGAGCCGCCCGCAGCACGGCGACGUCCGCUCCUCGCCAGGUGCUUCCGGAUCGUGUCUGUGAGGCGCUGCUGCGAGCGUUCGGCGGCUCCUUUCCGCUCGGCGGUGCUGAGGGGUCUGCUGGGGGCGAGCGGCUCCGCCGCAGAGGUUUAUUUUAUCAUACAAUUCCUUGCUGCCAUAAUGAGGCUUGUCAUUCUUGAAGACUAUGAUCAGGCUAGUGAAUGGGCAGCCAAAUACAUCUGCAAUCGUAUUAUCCAGUUCAAGCCCGCUCAAGGGAGAUACUUCACGCUUGGCCUACCGACAGGGAGUACACCUUUGGGAUGCUACAAAAAGCUGAUAGAAUAUCACAAGAAUGGAGAUCUCUCUUUCAAAUAUGUGAAGACUUUCAACAUGGAUGAAUACGUAGGACUUCCCAGAAAUCAUCCAGAGAGCUAUCAUUCAUAUAUGUGGAAUAACUUCUUUAAACAUAUUGACAUAGAUCCAAAUAAUGCUCAUAUCCUUGAUGGGAACGCUCCAGACUUACAGGUGGAAUGUGAUGCAUUUGAAAAGAAAAUUGAAGAAGCAGGAGGGAUUGAUCUGUUUGUUGGAGGCAUUGGUCCAGAUGGCCACAUUGCAUUCAAUGAACCCGGAUCGAGUUUGUCUUCAAGAACAAGAUUAAAGACUUUAGCAAUGGACACCAUUUUGGCAAAUGCUAAAUACUUUGAUGGAGACUUAUCUAAAGUACCAACUAUGGCGCUAACAGUUGGUGUGGGUACAGUGAUGGAUGCUAGAGAAGUGAUGAUCCUUAUAACAGGUGCACAUAAAGCUUUUGCAUUGUACAAAGCUAUUGAAGAAGGUGUCAAUCAUAUGUGGACAGUUUCUGCUUUCCAGCAGCACCCUCGUACUAUCUUUGUGUGUGAUGAAGAUGCUACUUUAGAACUAAGAGUUAAAACUGUGAAGUACUUUAAAGGUUUAAUGCAUGUGCACAAUAAACUCGUGGACCCACUGUACAGUAUGAAAGAAAACUGAAAGAAGAAUUGAAGAGGAACUGCAUGUGGGUCAACAGCAACAGUUUUAGGUAGCAGAUGCAUUGGCUGCUAUGCAAUAUAUUGAAAACUGUUUAAAAUGGGAAAUCCUAGGUACUGUAUUUUUUUUAAAAGGUCCAAUAUCUGUACAUUCACAUUCCAUCUCUACUUGGUGUUGUGCAUUUUGCUUCAAUAUUUAGAACUCUGGUGUUGGCUGUUACAGUAACUAAAUGGAACAGAACAAACUUGUGGGAGACUGCAUGUUAUAUGGGGGUGCAGGGGGGUGGGACAAAGCACUUAUUUUAGCACAGCAAUGCACUGCAUCUGCCUGUUAGAGGAAAUGAUAUUUUAUUUCCAGUAAUCUGUAAUUGAGGCCUCCGUUAGUGCAACUACACUUUGCAUUUGUAUUUCUAGGCAGAAUGGUUUUGGCCUUUGUUAAAUACUAUGGACUUGUAAUAGCUGUACAAUUUCUACUAUGAAAUGUUCUGUUUACAUACAUAAUGCACACUGAGCUUUUGCACUUGAUUGCCUUAAAUUUAUCUUACACAAACCGUUUUGGGGCAUCUCAAGUCCUGCUGUACAGUUCAGGCAAAUAAAAAUACAAAAACAGUGCCUAAAAAAUGCACCCGAUUCUUGAAAGUGUUAUAACUUACUCUGGUUACUUACAUUAAAUGUCUGCCAUAGCACUUUUUCCUCUCAUGUAUUUCAAAUUACUUUAGGAUUUUUAUACUUCUAGUAAUUGAGCUUUAUAUGUAAAGGAAAAAUCUAGAUGUUCCUUUUCUGGAUGUACCUGUUUAAUUGUAUUGGAUGUUGUCAUUAAAUGCCUGGAAAGAGGUUAACUUACAGGAACACGAAGUCUACAAAUUUAAAUGAUCUUGUAUUAAAGUCUACUGUUAAUCACUCUGUAAUAAUUACCUCUUACUGUAUUGCUAUAAAUAUUGAACUGUCACAAGGAAUGUUAUUUCCUACUCUGAAUAAGUAAAAUCUAAAUCUACCCUUUCCAAAUUGUUCUCUUUCUAAGACAGAGGGGAGAGGAUAAGUAUUUUGUCUUCUUCCUGUAAGAAAGAACUGUGUUUUUUUAUUAUGACUUUUGUGAUCCACUGACAGAGCCUAACUUGAAUUUAGUUUUUCAUUUAAAUGUUAAUGACUUGUUCUUGUUUUGCUGCUCUAGAUUUGUGCUUUUUUUCUUAAAAAAAAAAAAAAGUGGCUUACAAGAUGCUUUCUGAAGAGUAGAAUUCUUAUUAGUUUAUACCAGACUAAUUAAACAGACCCUAAACUACAAAA
Numida meleagris (helmeted guineafowl) is the source of this 2873-nucleotide messenger RNA. RefSeq names its product glucosamine-6-phosphate deaminase 2 (gene GNPDA2). The coding region runs from base 766 to 1593 and encodes 275 amino acids. NCBI's taxonomy places the organism in Eukaryota, Metazoa, Chordata, Aves, Galliformes, Numididae. Gene Ontology annotation, cellular component: cytoplasm. The record is from RefSeq and is a predicted model, not a curated record. Gene Ontology annotation, biological process: carbohydrate metabolic process; N-acetylneuraminate catabolic process; D-glucosamine catabolic process. The transcript has 7 exons. Gene Ontology annotation, molecular function: identical protein binding; glucosamine-6-phosphate deaminase activity.